Messenger RNA from Aptenodytes forsteri (emperor penguin), 1065 nucleotides. RefSeq names its product Wnt family member 3A (gene WNT3A). Gene Ontology annotation, molecular function: frizzled binding; cytokine activity. Gene Ontology annotation, biological process: canonical Wnt signaling pathway; cell fate commitment; neuron differentiation. The record is from RefSeq and is a predicted model, not a curated record. Gene Ontology annotation, cellular component: extracellular region. Lineage: Eukaryota; Metazoa; Chordata; Aves; Sphenisciformes; Spheniscidae.
AUGGCCUCUUUUGGAUAUUUCCUGUUUCUUUGUGGGUUGAGUCAGGCUCUGUCAAGUUACCCAAUCUGGUGGUCCUUGGCAAUCGGUCACCAGUAUUCCUCCCUGGGGACUCAGCCCAUCCUGUGCGGGAGCAUCCCAGGACUGGUACCCAAGCAGCUACGCUUCUGUCGGAACUAUGUGGAGAUCAUGCCCAGUGUAGCAGAAGGGGUGAAGAUUGGGAUCCAGGAGUGCCAACACCAAUUUCGAGGGAGAAGGUGGAACUGCACGACCGUCAAUGACAGCUUAGCCAUCUUCGGGCCCGUGCUAGAUAAAGCUACCAGGGAAUCAGCCUUUGUCCAUGCCAUUGCCUCUGCCGGAGUGGCUUUCGCUGUGACCAGAUCCUGCGCCGAGGGCUCGAGGGCUGCCCCCGUCUGCGGUUGUCCCCCCCGCCACAAGGGCUCUCCUGGGGAAGGCUGGAAAUGGGGGGGCUGCAGCGAGGACGUGGAGUUUGGGAGCAUGGUGUCUCGGGAGUUUGCGGAUGCCCGAGAGAACAGACCAGAUGCUCGGUCAGCCAUGAACAGGCACAACAACGAAGCUGGAAGGACCUCUAUUAUUGAACUCAUGCAUCUUAAGUGCAAAUGUCACGGCCUCUCAGGCAGCUGCGAAGUGAAGACCUGCUGGUGGUCUCAGCCAGACUUCAGGGUCAUCGGUGACUACCUCAAGGACAAGUACGAUAGCGCUUCUGAAAUGGUGGUGGAAAAACAUCGAGAAUCCCGUGGCUGGGUCGAGACCCUCAGGCCCAAAUACAACUUCUUCAAGGCUCCGACUGAGAAGGACCUGGUUUACUACGAGAACUCACCAAACUUUUGCGAGCCCAACCCUGAGACAGGUUCCUUUGGGACCCGUGACAGGAUCUGUAAUGUUACUUCCCACGGGAUUGAUGGUUGCGACCUUUUGUGCUGCGGCCGCGGGCACAACACAAGGACUGAGAAACGGAAAGAGAAGUGUCACUGUAUCUUCCACUGGUGCUGCUAUGUCCGCUGCCAGGAGUGCAUACGAGUCUACGAUGUCCACACGUGCAAAUAA